This is a messenger RNA of Paecilomyces variotii, 1440 nucleotides long. Its product is annotated as integral membrane protein. NCBI's taxonomy places the organism in Eukaryota, Fungi, Ascomycota, Eurotiomycetes, Eurotiales, Thermoascaceae. The transcript has 5 exons. The record is from RefSeq and is a predicted model, not a curated record. The coding region runs from base 1 to 1440 and encodes 479 amino acids.
AUGGCGAUAUCGGACGGCCGCACGGCGCUGCUGACGCUGCUGCUGCUGGCCAGCACUGCAUACGCUCAUGGAGAUCACUCUGCUGUGCCCGAAGGCGUGGCUAUCUCAGACGACCCGAUUGAUUCUACGCUAUGGCUUCAUAUGAUUCUGAUGGGCCUGACCUUUGGCCUUGUGUUUCCUUUCGGCAUGGUUCUGGGGAUUGUGCGCUCUCGAUGGCACGUUCCUGUUCAGGUCGUUGGAACCGUCGUCGCCGUGGUGGCCUACUUUAUGGGCCACGCUCAUAAGGGCAGACGUUUCGCCAAGAACAUCCACGCCUCCUUCGCCAACUCGCUGAUGCUAAUGCUCAUUCUCCAAGUCGUUCUGGGCGCAUACCUCAAGCUGCAUCUCUCCAAGGGCGUUCAUGGACGGAUCCGUCGGUAUAUUGUGGUCGCACACGGAGUGGUGGGGAAGAUGAUGCCAAUUGUCAGCUGGGUGCAGAUGGUUUUCGGUGGCAUCACGGCCCUGGGUUUCUGUCGGGAAGACCAUCUGGGACAGUGUCUGGCGCACUUCAUUAUGGGCAGUGCGUUCAUCGCCUACGGUAUCCUUUUGACUAUCCUGCUGCUCGUCGGUCAGUACUGGCUGCGCCGCACUGGUCGAAGCCAGGAGUUCUUUGACUCGCUGGUCAUCGCUGCUUGGGGAUGCGUCAACACGUUCACCGAACACCGCUGGGGAGGCCCAUGGGUGCACAGUGACCUCCAGCACACCACGAUGGGUAUUGUCUGGUGGUGCGCCGGUCUGCUGGGUAUCUGGCUCAGCAGGAAGCGGGACGGCCGGCCGAAGCGCAAUUUGAUCCCCGCCAUUGUCAUCUUGCUGACCGGUUAUGCCAUGUCCGCACACUCUCAGCAGUUGAUGUUGAGUACCAUGAUCCACUCCGUCUUCGGAUAUACCUUGAUGGCCGCAGGUGCCGUGAGAAUCAUUGAGAUCUCUUUCGUCCUGAAGGAUCAACCCACGCUCAGCCCAGAUGGAACAGAUCCCAACAGCUUCCAAUAUCUCACGCCAUUCCUUCUUUAUGCCUCCGGUUUCCUCUUUAUGGGCGCGACCGAAGAGCAGAUGCAACUUCUCAGUGACGCUGGCGUUACCCACGUCUCUUACGUCCUGAUCCUCUACAGCAUUGCUUUUAUUCUCUUCCUCUUCGUCAACGUCCUCCUGCACAUCUACGCCGUCCACGCCUGGCCCGAAACCGCCAAAUACAACCCCUCCGGUCCCCGCGCCGGUUCCACCAUCCCUGGAAGCAGCCGCAGAGGCCAGCGCUCUCAAUCCGAAGCUCAACAAAUCCAUGACGCUGAAGCCUUCGAGCUCCAGGGUCUCAUCUCCGAGGAAGAUGAAGACCCUUCUACUCCGAAAAAGGUUGAUGACGAGGAGAACACUCUCGUCCACAAAGAGCAGAAUGGAACGGCAUAA